Panicum hallii is the source of this 1125-nucleotide messenger RNA. RefSeq lists its product as uncharacterized. The coding region runs from base 43 to 1113 and encodes 356 amino acids. The transcript is spliced from 3 exons. Lineage: Eukaryota; Viridiplantae; Streptophyta; Magnoliopsida; Poales; Poaceae. The record is from RefSeq and is a predicted model, not a curated record.
UUUAUUACCUUGGUCGGCAGCCAUGCAUGUUGCCGUGCAUGCAUGCAGAGGGUGUGCUGGUCAGCAGCCUUGCUGCAACCAAUGACCAAAGGAUUUAAUAUAUAUUUUUGUUCUUUUCCAGAUUUUCAGAGUGUGCUAACAAUGAAUCAAUGUUUGUUUGAUGCAGGGAAUUUUGGAUUGAAGUUGUUUCUGUUGAAGGAGAUGGAUCUUGACCAGCAGGCCGACAACUUGGGUGCAAAUGGUGGUGGUCUUGUAUGGCCAAGUGCCAUGUCAAGCUACAUGCUCCAGCACUUAGCUCAGCUUGUGUCCAGUGGUAUGAAAACUUCAACAGGUUUCAAACAAGUUCAUCUUAAUGGUUGUGCAAGAGCUUUGAUGGAGAACAUGGGUUAUCAUGUCACCGGCACUCAAGUUGGUAAUCAUUUGAGGAAGUGGAAAAAGAUAUAUGGAAAGAUUCAGAAGCUGAAAAAUUUGAGUGGAGCACUUUGGGAUGAAGAAACUUGCACUAUAAGUCUCGAACGAGAACAUUACCUUGCUCACAUUCAGAUUCAUCGUGACGAUGCUAAAUAUCUGAACUGUCCAAUAGAGCACUACCAUGAGAUGGCAACUAUUUUUGGCAAUAGCUUGGCAACAGGUGCAUAUGCUAAGGGGGCUAGUGACCCUCUUGCCUCAGAGGUGACUGCAACAGCGAAUGCAUCACAAGAGACUAAAGAUGGUGCUGAAACAAAUGAACAAGGAGAAGGUUCACCACUUGAGGCUGAGGAGAUGACAUUUUCAGCUAACACAAAUGGUGCAGGGAGCUCUGGAACUAAACCACCACCAGCAAAGAAGCAUAAAGUAGCUGCUGUUGAGGAUCCAAAUAUUGCAAUGGUCAGUAUAAUGAGUGAGGGUCUUGGGAACCUUGCAGCAGCCAUAGAGAAGGUGGGGAAGGAAGAUGAUGGCAUUCCUGAAAGGUUGUAUGAUGACAUGAUGAGUAUUCCUGGAUUUGAUGAGGCGCAUCUAGAUCACUACUAUGCUUAUUUGUGCGAACAUCCAUCACUUGCAAGGCGCUUCUACAAUAUGCGUUUGUCAUCAAAGAUGGUGUGGGUUGCGAGGUACAUCAAGGAGCACCUUUGAGGAGAACCUUUG